CGAGCUCGGUAACUUGGAGCAAUCACCGUCCUCAUCAUCCGACCUUAGAGCUUGACAAGCGACGUUGAGCUUCAAAAUCACUCCACGUCAGCCCAGAAUGGGCCUCAAAGACUUUACUUUCAAGUUCCCACAGGAGUCCGCGCAGGAUAACAUUGCUCUAGAACGGCGGAGCUCGCUGGUAAUCAGUUCGUCUCGAAUACCACCAGGACCGCCAUCGCCAGCAGGAUCGUUUCCCUCGGUUGCACCAGGGCGAAAAGCAAGGCAUGCGUUUAGAAGCUACAGGCUAAAAGGAGAAUACGUCCAGCCAUGGGUAGACGACAAGCGGCUGAAGAGAACGAAAUAUGGCAACUGGAUAGUCUGGGGAUUCGUUUUCCUAGGAGUCUGUGUGUGCGGAUAUCUUGCGUAUGAUGGAGCGAAGCAAGCGAAGCUCGGCGAUUAUUGCCUGAUCAUGGACGACCAUUUCAACGGAAUUGACGACGCAGUGUGGUCGCAUGAGGUUCAGACCGGCGGUUUUGGCACUGGUUCUUUCGACUGGACAACUAGCGACAAGGCGAACAGCUUUACAGAUGGAGACGGUCUGCAUAUUGUCCCGACUCUGACGACCGAGACGACCGAAAUCACCGACCAGCAGAUCCUCAACGGCUACACUCUCAACCUCACAAAGUCCGGCGGCGAUGGCACCUGCACUUCGGACGACUACAAGCAGUGCUCCGUCAAGUCCAACGAGACGACUGGUGAAAUCAUCCCACCUGUGCGAUCGGCGCGGUUGUCAACGAAGGGCAAGAAGUUCAUCAAGUAUGGUCGUGUGGAGGUAGUCGCGAAGAUGCCUGCUGGUGACUGGCUCUGGCCCGCCGUCUGGAUGAUGCCGGAAGAAUCGAAAUAUGGCCCAUGGCCCGCAAGCGGCGAAAUCGACAUCGCCGAACUGCGCGGCAAUCCCUGGCAGUAUCCCAUCGGCAGAGACGCCAUGACCUCAACCCUCCACUGGGGCCCAACACCGAAGCUCGACGCAUACUGGUCGACGUACAGUAUCAGCUUCCUGCGACGCACUGACUAUUCGAAGGGCUUCCACACCUUCGGCCUGCAGUGGUCAAAGGACUAUAUGUUCACCUAUGUGGAUAGCAAGCUGAAGCAGGUCUUCUACAUGAAGUUUACGGGCAAAGACACAUUGUGGGAGAGGGGCCAUUUCGAGGGCACUGUUGUGAACAGCACUGUGGUCGAAAAUCCGUGGAAGCAGACGGGGAAUCUGAACACGCCGUUUGACGAGAACUUCUAUCUCAUUCUCAACGUCGCGGUGGGAAGCCAGAACGGGUGGUUCUACGACGGCAAGCACAACAAGCCAUGGGUAGACGGCGGACCAACGGCGGCUCGUGACUUCUACAAAGCGAAAGACCAAUGGCUUCCCAGCUGGGGUGAGGGCAGCGACCGCGGCAUGACUGUCAAGAGCGUCAAGAUGUGGCAAGAGGGCCUCUGCUAGCACGCUCUCGCCCAGUCCCUCUCAUUUCUCUAACACCUUCCUCUUUCGGAGUUUCACGAUAGCGACUCGGCUUAGACACGGGAUAUCACGGUUGUUCGGAUGCAAUGGUGCACUUAUGGAUGUAAU
Messenger RNA from Trematosphaeria pertusa, 1600 nucleotides. Its product is annotated as glycoside hydrolase family 16 protein. Gene Ontology annotation, biological process: carbohydrate metabolic process. The record is from RefSeq and is a predicted model, not a curated record. The coding region runs from base 98 to 1474 and encodes 458 amino acids. Gene Ontology annotation, molecular function: hydrolase activity, hydrolyzing O-glycosyl compounds. The transcript has 7 exons. Lineage: Eukaryota; Fungi; Ascomycota; Dothideomycetes; Pleosporales; Trematosphaeriaceae.